This is a messenger RNA of Aedes albopictus (Asian tiger mosquito), 1877 nucleotides long. It is a transcript of the gene Afg3l2, whose product is annotated as AFG3-like protein 2. Gene Ontology annotation, molecular function: ATP hydrolysis activity; ATP-dependent peptidase activity; zinc ion binding. Lineage: Eukaryota; Metazoa; Arthropoda; Insecta; Diptera; Culicidae. Gene Ontology annotation, cellular component: membrane; m-AAA complex. Gene Ontology annotation, biological process: mitochondrial protein processing. The record is from RefSeq and is a predicted model, not a curated record.
GGCACCCUUUGGUUCAACAUUGGCAGCGUUGAUUCCUUCGAACGCAACCUGGAAAAUGCACAAACCGAUAUGAACAUUGAACCGGUGAAUUUCGUUCCGGUCAUUUAUCGUAGCGAAAUAGAAGCUGCUAGUCUUACCGGCCUCUUGCCGACUCUGUUGAUCAUCGGUUUCCUGAUCUACAUGAUGCGGCGGUCAUCGGAAAUGAUGGGCGGCCGGGGCGGACGUAAAGGCGGUGGCCUGUUCGGUGGAGUGAUGCAGUCCACGGCGAAGCUGAUCAACGCCAACGAAAUCACCGUUGGAUUCAAGGACGUGGCUGGUUGCGAGGAAGCCAAAAUCGAAAUCAUGGAGUUUGUCAACUUCCUGAAGAAUCCUCAACAGUACAUUGACUUGGGAGCAAAGAUCCCAAAAGGUGCUAUGCUGACUGGUCCACCCGGUACCGGUAAAACCCUUCUUGCCAAGGCGACGGCCGGUGAAGCCAAUGUUCCCUUCAUCACCGUGUCGGGAUCGGAGUUCUUGGAGAUGUUUGUCGGUGUUGGUCCAUCCCGUGUGCGGGACAUGUUCGCAAUGGCUCGAAAGCACGCCCCCUGUAUAUUGUUCAUUGACGAAAUUGACGCCGUUGGUCGGAAGCGUGGUGGAAAAAGUUUCGGCGGUCACUCGGAACAGGAGAACACUUUGAACCAACUGCUGGUCGAGAUGGACGGUUUCAAUACUACAACGAACGUUGUAGUUCUAGCCGCUACCAAUCGGGUUGACAUUCUGGAUAAGGCCCUGUUGCGUCCGGGGCGGUUCGAUAGGCAAAUUUUCGUGCCCGCACCGGACAUCAAAGGUCGUGCCAGUAUUUUCAAAGUGCAUUUGGGUCCUCUCAAGACUGACUUGAACAAAACGGAUUUGGCGAGGAAGAUGGCUGCUCUGACGCCGGGAUUCACCGGUGCGGACAUUGCUAACGUUUGCAAUGAGGCCGCUUUGAUUGCAGCCCGCGACUUGAACGAAUCUAUCAAUUUGAAACAUUUUGAACAAGCAAUAGAACGUGUUAUUGCCGGUAUGGAGAAGAAAACCAACGUCCUCUCACCCGAUGAAAAGCGCACCGUUGCCUAUCAUGAAGCUGGUCACGCCGUAUCCGGAUGGUUCCUGGAGCAUUCAGAUCCUCUGUUGAAGGUGUCGAUCAUUCCGCGAGGAAAAGGUCUUGGCUAUGCGCAGUAUUUACCAAAGGACCAAUAUCUACUGACUACUGAACAGCUUUUCGAUCGCAUGUGCAUGACCCUUGGAGGACGCGUUUCGGAGGAACUUUUCUUCGGACGGAUUACCACCGGGGCUCAGGAUGAUCUUAAGAAAAUCACCGACAGUGCUUAUGCCCAGAUAACUCGCUUCGGAAUGAACAAAAAAGUCGGUCAGGUCAGCUUCGAUUCCCAGUCCGGAGAUCCAAUGUUCACCAAACCCUACUCGGAACAGACGUCUCAGCUCAUUGACGAAGAGGUGCGAAAGCUGAUUGACAGUGCGUACAAGCGGACAACGGAUCUACUGGUCAAGCAUAAAUCCGACGUGGAGAAGGUUGCCGAGCGGUUGCUGAAGAACGAAAUCCUCAGCCGGGACGAUAUGAUUGAACUGCUCGGAAAGAGACCUUUCCCGGAAAAAUCCACCUAUGAGGAGUUUGUGGAAGGUACGGGCUCUUUCGAGGAAGAUACCACUCUUCCGGAAGGAUUGUCGAGCUGGAACAAGGAAAAGGCACCCGCAGAGGAGGACGAUUCGAGCAGUAAAAAGCCAACUGAAACGACGAAAGCGUAGUGGAUAGAUUAUUGUUGUAGGGCUAUUUGAAGCAAACACAAAAGUAUAUUGGUACCAUUCGAGUCGACUUCAAUAAAUUACAAAUUGUUGCUGAA